CCCGAGAUGGCGCUCCAGGUGCUCGCUGGCGGCGGCGGCGGCGGCUCCUACCAGUGUGUGGCGUGCGAGAGCACGGUGUGUGGGGAAGAGGCCCUCCGACAGCAUCUCGAGUCUGCCCCCCACAGACAUCGAACAAUCCCCCGAGCAGCCAAAAACGCCAAAGAGCACCCCAGUCGAUUACCUCACUCCGCCUGCCUCCCCGACCCAAGCACCGCAUCUACCUCGCAGCCUGCCUCGCGCCCCCAGGACGGCCCUGGCCCCCCGCCCGCCGCCUCUGCCCACGCCUCCCGAAAGCCCUGGCCUCCGGCGGCGCUCCCCCCAGGGAAGCCCCCGCCUCUCUCCUCAUCUUCAACGGUUACCUCAAGCUCAUGCAGCACCUCAGGGGUCCAGCCCUCUCUGAUGCCAAGGAAAGACUGUCCGGAGGAGUCUGAUUUGGAGGCCGGGCGGCCGGCAGAGCCCAGCUGCCCCCAGGACGGCGGCCUCCCCGGCGCGGGUGCAGACGCCUUUCGACUGUAAGCUUUGAAGACAAACCCGUGCAAAAUGAAUCUAGGAAAUAACAGACCAGUUUCAGAAACAGACUAACUGCAAUUCCAAAGCUUCUAACCAAAAAAGAAAAACAAAAGAAGAGAGACGUCCGGGUGGCUUUCCCGCAGGCCGGUGCCG
Messenger RNA from Python bivittatus (Burmese python), 663 nucleotides. NCBI's taxonomy places the organism in Eukaryota, Metazoa, Chordata, Lepidosauria, Squamata, Pythonidae. The record is from RefSeq and is a predicted model, not a curated record.